Molecule: messenger RNA, 969 nt
Organism: Telopea speciosissima
Lineage: Eukaryota; Viridiplantae; Streptophyta; Magnoliopsida; Proteales; Proteaceae
Product: sporozoite surface protein 2-like
Exons: 2
Coding region: 1-969 (322 amino acids)
Source: RefSeq, a predicted model, not a curated record
AUGAGGAGGCUUCCUUCAGAGGUGCUACCCCUAGUGAUUUUGCAACUAUUGGUAGUAGUCGCUAGUGCAACUACUCGUUCCUUUGUCGGAACUCCAAAAAAUCCUGAAGUAGAAGGAGACAACCCACCACCCUCACAAUCUCAGUGUCAUGGCAAAUGCAACACUCCACCUUCCCAUGGGCAUCCACAACCGCCAUCUGAGCACCACAACCCACCACCUCCUCUACUUUCACCACCACAACAGUAUGAGCUAGAUCAUCAGGGUAGGCCUCCACUGCAAUACGAGAAUCCACGGCCAACUCAAAACAACGAGCCAGUUACUCCAUCCAUGAUUCAAAACAGUGAGCCAGUUACUCCAUCCAUGACUCAAAACAGCCAACCAGUUACUCCAUUCAUGACUCAAAACAGUGAGCCAGUUGCACCAUCCAUGACUCAAAACAGCAAGCCAGUUACUCCAUCCAUGACUCAAAACAGCAAACCAGUUACUCCAUUCAUGAUUCAAAAUAGUGAGCCAGUUACUCCUUCCAUGACUCAAAACAACAAGCUAGUUACUCCAUUCAUGACUCAAAACAGUGAGCCAGCUUGGUAUUACACAGUUACUCCAUCCAUGACUCAAAACAGUGAGCCAGUUACCCCAUCCAUGACUCAAAAUAGUGAGCCAGUUACCCCAUCCAUGACUCAAAAUAGCGAGCAAGUUACUCCAUGGAUGACUCAAAAUAGCGAUCCAGUUACUCCAUUCAUAACUCAAAACAGUGAGCCAGUUACUCCAUUCAUGACUCAAAACAGUGAGCCAGUUACUCCAUCCAUGACUCAAAGCAGCGAGCCAGUUACUCCAUUCAUGGAUUUCGGAAUGGCAUCUCCUCCGGAGAAUACCCUAUCUUUUGGUAACUGGCUAAAUCUUUUAGAUCUCUUUUGGUUCAGCACCGAAGUUCCAAUGCUAAAUUUGUGUUCUACACUUCUAAUGAAGUAG